Molecule: messenger RNA, 1700 nt
Organism: Emiliania huxleyi CCMP1516
Lineage: Eukaryota; Haptophyta; Isochrysidales; Noelaerhabdaceae
Exons: 6
Coding region: 1-1611 (536 amino acids)
Cellular component (GO): nucleus
Molecular function (GO): RNA binding; poly(A) RNA polymerase activity
Source: RefSeq, a predicted model, not a curated record
AUGUCUGCGCCGCUCAAAAAGAAGACCAAGCUGGCCGCCGCUCCGACGCUCGGCGUGAGCGCACCAAUCUCGCUCGCCGGGCCGGACGCGCACGACCUUCGCGAGACGCUCGCGCUCGAGCAAGAGUUGCGCGAGGCGCCGGCCGCUGGCGAGGGUGCGACGGCGUCAGCGGACGGCGCCGAGGUGUACGAGCGGCUGGUCGCAAUCACCGCCCAGUGGGUGCAGGCGGUCGGACUCCGUGCCGGGCUGAGCGACGAGCAGGUUCGUGACGCGGGGUGUGCGCUGCUGCCAUUCGGGUCGUAUGCGCUGCUCGAGGAGCUGAUGCCCGGCUCGGACCUCGACCUCGUCGUGGUGGUGCCGUACUUUGUGGAUCGCGCCGACUUCUUCGCGGGCGGUGGCCUCGGCGGCGCCCUCCUCGCCCACGGCGCCGCCAACCUCCUCGCCGUCGAGGAUGCUUUCGUCCCCGUCCUCAAGCUCUCGCUCGGCGGCGUGGCGGUCGACCUGCUCCUCGCGCGCGCCAAGGCGUCGAGCUCACACGAGAUCCAACCUAGACCGCACACCAUCACCGUCCCGCAAGUGCCGCGCCGCCCGUCGCUCACCGACACGCUUCACCUCUACUCGCGCUGCAUCGACGAGCCGGACGCACUCUCGCUCAACGGCUGCCUGGUCGCGGCGGAGGUGCUGCGGCUCGUGCCGAGCGCCGCCGCCUUCCGCACGGCGCUGCGCGCCGUCAAGCUGUCCCGAUGGAAGUUUGGCGACCUCGUCGAGGGGACCGCGCUGCCCGUCCUGCUGGCGCCACUCGCCGCCCGCGCUUCAGACCGCGAGACGGCCGCGCCACCCGCGACCCUCGGCCUCUCGCGAUCCGAAUGGAACCCGGCGUCGUGGAGGGACCGUUCCUACCUCAUGCCCGUCAUCACGCCCACCCGCCCGCGGCUCAACGCCACGCGGACCGUGACGAGAACGACUCUGGCGGUGCUGCGCAACGAGCUCGAGCGCGCGCGAGAGCUGCUCCAGACGCAGCAGAGCGGGGGCGCGACGGCGGUACUCGAGCGGUCGCCCUUCUUCAGCAGCUACCGCGGGUACAUCUGCGUCCACGUCUUCGCCGCCGCCGUCUCCGAGCAGCGGUAUUGGCGCGGCUGGGUCAAGUCCCGGAUCUCGCGCUUCGUUGGCGCGCUCGAGCGGUAUGGCCGUAUCGAAAGACUCCACCCGCUGCCUACCGCCGUGCGGGUCGAGCCUCCGCCUGCGGUGCUGCGGCAGAUGCAGCUCAUGCCGGCGGCGGCGGCGGCGGCGGCGGCGGCGGCCCCCGCUGCCGCGCCGCCGCCCGGUUGUCACUGCUGUUUCUUCAUUGGCGUCGGCUUUGCGCCCGAGCGGCUUGCGCCGCCGCCCGCCGCACGAUCGGCGCCUACCGACGCGCCCGACGGCACCAGCCUCGACCUGAGGGAUGCCGCCGAGGAGUUUGUCGAUCUGGUGGCGGGCUGGGAGCAGAUGCCGCGCCUCUGCCCGUCGGGGCAGGUCCACUUGUGCUAUUGCCGGCAGCCCGAGCUCCCCGCUGCGCUAACGUCCGGCUUCUUGCCCGCCGACGCCGCCGAUGACGAGGCGGACGAUUUCUGAGAUUGGCAUCAGCACGUCGUCGUCGCACGUCAAAACAUUUUCUUAUUUGUGAAGAGAGCGAUUAGUUUCGACCGCGAGUCGUUCUUUAU